Messenger RNA from Limulus polyphemus (Atlantic horseshoe crab), 1155 nucleotides. It is a transcript of the gene mRpL46, whose product is annotated as 39S ribosomal protein L46, mitochondrial-like. The record is from RefSeq and is a predicted model, not a curated record. The coding region runs from base 62 to 991 and encodes 309 amino acids. The transcript is spliced from 6 exons. Gene Ontology annotation, cellular component: mitochondrial large ribosomal subunit. NCBI's taxonomy places the organism in Eukaryota, Metazoa, Arthropoda, Merostomata, Xiphosura, Limulidae. Gene Ontology annotation, molecular function: structural constituent of ribosome.
GCUUAGAAAAGUGACCUCUAGUGACAAAGUCUUUUUAUAGAACCGGUACUUCUUUUUAGCAAUGGCAGCGUCGACUGUUGGUGUUAGCAGACUUUUACCGUACGCUUGUUGUCUGCGUAGAGCAUUGUCUUCAACAAAUCAGAGACUCUCAUCAAUCGAGCUGUCCAUUCAACGAUCUUUAUCUCAAUGGCACCUAGUAAGUGCUGUAGCCCUGGAGCGCAAGCCAGUUAUCAUAAAGGAAAAGUCACCUUUUGAAAAAAAGUAUUAUGGUAUGCUUCAGCAGAUGGAGCUGAAACAAAGUCUCUUGAGUGACCAUGAGCUAAGGAUAAAAGAAGACAUAAAUAGAGCAGAAAGAAUAAAAAAGGGGGAGAUUGAUGAAAGUGACUUAGAUGCAUCCUCUAAACAGACAGCCCAAGAUUUUGAAGAUGCUGCAACUGAAGAACUUCAUAAAUUUCAAGUAGCUUCUAGAGUUACAGAUGCUGAUAUAAAAGGUGACCAGCAUUCACUUGAGAGAAAAUUGGAUGCCCAUCUUCUGCUUGUGGUCAAACAAAAACUUGGGAAUGACCACAGAUGGGUGCUACCCCAAUGUAUUAGACUAGAGGGAGAAACAAUGAGGCAGGCAGCCGAACGGGUGCUUUAUGAAACCUGUGGACACAACUUAAAGGCCAUCUUUCUAGGAAAUGCCCCUGCUGGGUUCUAUAAGUACAAGUAUCCAAAAGCGGCUCGAGGUAACGGUAUUCUUGGAGCCAAGGUAUUUUUCUUCAAAGCCCAAAUCAGGAACGGAAAUGUCAGCCAGAAGGCUAUCCAGAACAACACUGAUGUUGAAGAUUUUCUCUGGCUGACCCGCCAGGAACUGACCGACAAGCUGCAGCAGGAUUACCUGAAGACUGUACACACAUUUCUAGUUGAUGAUGAUGAUGAAGUGGGCUUGAAUUAUGAGCUGGAGGAAGAAAGUGAAGAGCACAGACAGACAAGCAGACAGUGGAAUUAAUCAUACCUCCCAGUUUUUAAAGUGAGAUCAACUUAAAGCUUUUUAUUGGCAUCAAACUGUAAGUAAUUGAUAGUAAAUUGUACAGAUUCUAAAAGCAGAAAAAAAGUCAUGAUUGGUAGAUGUAAAGAACAACUUUGAAGUAAAACAAAGAUUAUCAUUACCAA